UAAUUUCAUGUUUUUUAAUGAUUAUUAGGUAGAUUAAGUAUUAUCUAAGUUAUUGCAUUAAAUAGUUAUUAUUUAAUUACUCGAAGAUUUGAGCCUGAGGUAACUGAAUAUGUCGGAUGUGGAUAUGUUUGAACCUCAAGAAUAUAACGCCGGAAAACCUAUUAACCUUGAAGACAGUGACGUGCCCGGAACAUCUACGAUAACAACGAAGGAAAAACUUUGUGAAACAAAAAAUAAGGUGGAAGAUAAAAUAAUUCUUGACCAAAAUUACGAUUCUGAUUGCCAAAUACAAAUGACCAAAUCGGGCACAUUUGGAUAUAAUAAUCCGUUCGUAUAUCAUCACCUGGAGGAAGUUUUGAGGUACUCUUUAGAAUGUUUCCCCAAAAAUAACAACAUACACUUAAUAGGCGUACAUUUAUUCAGCAGUAGCAAGGGACACUACCUACAAAAACACUCUGACGAUAAAGUGGUGUUCCCGCUGGAUUUCUACGUAGCUGAUAGCAUUCCAGAGGAAAAUGAACUGAUUUCAGUAUUUGGUUUCUUAGAAUUAAAAAAUUCCGUGCCGAUAUUCAUUGUUAAGUUUUUUAGAAGAGAAGUAAAAAUUGUCGCUAAUAAAUACAUACAAAUGUUAUUGGAGAUGCGGAAAUAUGUGCCAAGUGAUUACUUAUCGACGGUAUCUAACAGUACUAUCGAAUAAAUCUGUGUUUAUAAAUAAUAAAUAACGUAAUAAUUUUUUACCAGUUUUUUUAUUGUACCUUGUCAUGUAUCAUAAAAAAAGAUCUUCUAAGGGGUAUGUAUUCAGACAGACGAAAUAAAAAGUUAAAGUAUAUUUUCUGAUAAUCUGUCAAUAAGUUUAGCUUGUGGUGUUUUACAUUUUAUUUAUUUAUGACAAUAAUAUACAAUAAUAAACGAAAGAUUUUAAUUUUUUACAGAAUUAACGGUAAAAUAAAAUAAAUACACUGUGUUCCGGUUGUUGUCGGUAGUGCCCAAACAUUAAAUGUUGAUGUUCUUCAAUGUUGACUUCUGGUGUUCGAAUGUUGUUUGUUGGAAAAGCCGUUAAUUGUCCUUAACAGCAUAUGUUCAGGUAACUA
Anoplophora glabripennis (Asian longhorned beetle) is the source of this 1091-nucleotide messenger RNA. RefSeq lists its product as uncharacterized. The transcript has 2 exons. The record is from RefSeq and is a predicted model, not a curated record. Bases 110 to 697 code for a protein of 195 amino acids. Lineage: Eukaryota; Metazoa; Arthropoda; Insecta; Coleoptera; Cerambycidae.